CGUCUCUGCCGCCGAUCACAGGAUCCGGCGGCAGAUCUUUUUCGUUCCAGCGGGCCGUUAGCUGUUUAGCUGUCGGCACGGCGAUGGGGGAAGCCGAAGACAGACUGUUUCCUGAAACCUUAAAGGUGCAGGGCGCUGAGGAGAGGGCCUUGAACCAGAAAUACAAACGUGUUCUGGCCGAUGAAUUGAAAUCGUUUCCAAAGGUUUUACAAAAGAUGAGAGGCUGUGAGCGCUGGGCAUAUCUCGGAGAGGAAGAGAUUGAGGGAUGCAAACCUUACCUGUGGCAGCAGAACGGAGAAUGGAAACUGUCUGUGAUGGGUGAAACGAGUUCUCUCUACGUUUGUCCCGACGUGUCGAUCCGCUUUGGCCGGUGGAGCAGACACGGUCUCCAAGACUGGAUGAGAUAUGAUACUGGCGAGCUGUUCCCUGACCUCAAACUGAUCUAUGGAGGUGACGGGAUCAACACCGACGGUGCCGAUGAUGAAUUGGACUACGGCGCAGGUGGCCCGGAGAUUGCGAUCUAUCCGGGUGGCAGUUUGCUGAGUCCCUCAGAUAUGGAAGAAUUGUAUGACAAAGGUUAUACGGUGCUGGCACCCACGGGGGCGUUUGGCGAGGCCGUCCGCAACGCCUUUCGACUGUCGCAGAUGUUGGUCGCGGGCAUGGCCAACAUGCUGUUGGGCCACCAAAACAGCUGGGUGGAACCAUACCUGGAUAGCAGCUCACUAGGAUGCGGCAACGUGCGCAUCAAGCUGGCCAAGGCUGAACCCUUCCAGGAGAUCUUGUCCAUGCUGCUCCCUUUAGUGAAGCAAUUGCUGCAGGAAGAUGUGGAGAUACCCAACUGCGUCCAACUUGCAAUCCUACCACCAGACGGCGACCCAGCUGAGAAGGACUAUCUUGGUCGAGCUGAUAGUCGUGGCAAGUUCUCGUACCACGUGGACGGUAGAGGAAACUUGCAGAACAACAUUGGCGUCCUGCUGGGAAUCGCUUUGUCUGCUCCACCCGCAGACACUAAGUGUUGGGGUGCCUUCACCUGUCACCCUGCCUCUCAUCGAAAUAAGGAGCUUCACAACCAGUACACAGCUCAAUAUCUAGGCGUGAUUCCCAAACUGGAUCUCGGCGAAAGCGUCCCGGUGUUGUUGCAGCAGGGAGAAAUCAUGGUGGCACAUCCGUUGCUCGCUCACCGACGCUCGCAGAAUUGGAGUGGGAACACGAGAUACAAUCUGUACUUCAGGCUGAGACCCAAGUCGGCUGCCCAAAAUCCGGGCUGGCAAGACCGUGUGCUUGACGACCCCUUUAGUAUUUGGCCGGGCUUAACCUGGUCCAAACAAUCGCAGCGUGGGGAAGCCGGGAAGCGUGCCUCGGGCGGCCGUGGUCAGCCUAAGAGGAAGCUUCGCAGGCGAAAUGGUGCGCUUCGCUGA
Molecule: messenger RNA, 1418 nt
Organism: Cladocopium goreaui
Lineage: Eukaryota; Dinophyceae; Suessiales; Symbiodiniaceae
Source: the annotation of a GenBank genome assembly